AGCCGAUAAAUUCAAGCAACUCGGCUGAAGCAAUAAUCACGAAAAUGAACGUUUUACUCCAGAAACAUGGAGCUAAACAUAUAUGCAAGGUCCCGGAAGGAUUACGCGAACUAUGCACCGACAUCGCACGCGAGGUUCUACGCUCGCAACCGAGGAACAUUUAUUGCUUCGUUGCUGAUUACGUUGAGGCGCUUUUGAUUACGCGGGAAAAUGCAAAAGUCGCGGUGAAAGUCGUAAACAAUAUUUUAUUGAGGAGCCAGGCCAUCGUGGGUGUACUUCACCGGAGCGGCUUGAGUUUAGAGCAGAUCGCCCGCGUCGCGCCCAGGAUUCAGACGGCGUUCCGCGCGUACUUGGACGCGGUAGACAUGCGAGCGGCCCAGGUGUGCGACGACGCGACAUACGACGAGAGGUCCAAGGUAUCUCUGCAAAGUAUUCUGCAAGCGUCGGGGGUCCCACUGGAACAGGCGGAGAAGUAUGCCACGAUAAUACAAGCCGCCUUCCGCGGGCAUUACGAGAGGAUGCAGUUAAACGAGUCCCGUGGCAUGAUUCAAUGGCAACGAGCGGCAACGAGAACCCUCGAGAUCCUGAGAAAGGCGGGUGCUUCGCAAGCAGAGGCGUCGAAAGCCGCCAUUCUAAUACAGGCUACUUACCGCGGCUACUAUACGAGGAGAAACCUAAAAAUGAAAAUGAAGCCUGUGCCGCAAGAGGUAGAAGACUCGAUAGAACCUAGAGAAGCCGUUCAAGCAGUAGCUUGGUUGGAUACGAUGUACGAAGACUCCGAACUGACACCGAUGAAAGCUGCAUCCAUUAUACAAAAAGCUUACAGACAGUAUCUCGAGAAAAAAAAUGGCUCUAACUGUCUGGUAGAAUCAACGAGACCAACAGUACCGAAAGCGAUGACGUACGAAGACUCAGGACUGACAUCGAUGAGAGCAAACGAAGCUGCAUCCAUUAUACAAAAAGCUUACAGACGGUAUCACGAGAAAAAAAAUGGCUCUAACCGGCUGAUAGAGUCAACAAAGUCAGCGGUGCCGGAAGCGAUGUACGAGGAAUUAGGACUGACACCGAUAAGAGCAAAUGAAGCUGCGUCCAUUAUACAAAAAGCUUACAGACGGUAUCGCAGGAAAGGAAAUAACACUAACCCGUCGGUAGAAUUAACGAAAUCAGUUGUGGCGGAAGCCAUUCUCAAAAAUUUGCAUCAGAAGGUUUUCGACGAAGUCCUGGCGCGCGCGGACAUUCCCACAGAAUUCGGUAAUCGAGAGGACUUGACGAAGGCUGGCGAGGAACUUCAACGGGCUUUUAAAGAUCGACUGAUGCGUGCUCGCAUGGCGGAAGAAGGUUACGACGAGGGACACGUAGAAGAGCUCGGCGAAUCGUUUCAGAAAAUGGUGAACUCGAUCGGCGUGGCGGAAGAUUGGCAAGAAGAUCGAGAAAUCGAAGUAGAACCGGAACGUGACGACGAAAUAGACGCGUACGUGCAAGACUAGCGUCGAAAAGAGAACUUUCCAGAAAGGGGAGGCGAAAGCGUCGCACGAUGCUGCGGGAAUCCUUUUUGGGGACCGGUGGGAUGAGCCAAUUAACAUGGAAGCUGUGGGUGAAAACGAGUGCGAGGAAAGAAACGAGACAACGAGCGUUACGACGAGCACAAAGAGCAACGGCAAGCGAAAAGCUGCCUCCGGAGGCUGUGCCGAAUGUCGGAGACACCGGUGGUUUUUAAUGCACAUGCUUACGUUCGAUAAUUCCGUUAAGCGUGCCGCGCUUCCGUAGCGAGCUUUUAAAAUUCCCCCGGACGGAAACUGGCUCUCUGGCACGCGUAUUACAAGUAAAACAAGUUAAAAGUUAA
Messenger RNA from Wasmannia auropunctata (little fire ant), 1843 nucleotides. RefSeq names its product abnormal spindle-like microcephaly-associated protein homolog. The transcript is spliced from 11 exons. Gene Ontology annotation, biological process: spindle organization; establishment of meiotic spindle localization; mitotic cell cycle. Gene Ontology annotation, molecular function: calmodulin binding. The record is from RefSeq and is a predicted model, not a curated record. NCBI's taxonomy places the organism in Eukaryota, Metazoa, Arthropoda, Insecta, Hymenoptera, Formicidae. The coding region runs from base 45 to 1487 and encodes 480 amino acids. Gene Ontology annotation, cellular component: spindle pole.